UUUUAAAAGAAGAAGUUUUGGUCUUAACCUCACAAAUUUGACAUUCAUUUCAUUAUUCAUCAUAAAAAAAAUUAAAUAUUGAAAAAGUAAUAUUACAACUGAUAUUAAUAUUAAAAUGGUUGUAGAUAAAAAUACAACUUUUUCCAGUGCUUUAGAGCAGUUUGUUAUAUUAGCUAAAACUGCUAAAGGGGCUGCUUGUACAGAACUAGUAAAGCAGGCUCUUGAGUCUUCUGGUGUCUAUGUAUUUGGUGAACUCAUGGACAGUCCCAACGUGCUGGAGCUUGCUAAUACACACGCGCCAUAUUUCAAUACUUUGAACCUGUUUGCAUAUGGUACGUACAAGGAUUACGCUAGCAAUCAAAAGCAAUUUAUUGAACUGACAGCAGCCCAGAAGAAGAAAUUACAGCAUCUGACUAUUGUUACUUUGGCAACUAAAUCGAAGUGCAUACCAUACACAACUUUACUUCAAGAAUUAGAAAUUAAAAAUGUACGAGAUUUAGAAGAUUUAAUUAUAGAAGCAAUAUAUGCUGACAUUAUUCAUGGAAAAUUAGAUCAGAAAAACAGCCAGCUGGAGGUUGAUUAUGCUAUAGGCAGGGAUAUUCGUCCAGAAGAUAUCAAUAUCAUUGUAAACUGUUUACAAGAUUGGUGUUCUGCGUGUGAGAAAGUUCUAAGCUGUGUAGAGACGCAGAUAUGUAGAGCUAACUGUGAGAAGAAUACCGCUACAUUACGUCAAAUGGAAAUUGAACAAGAGAUUGUUAAUAUUAAAAAGACUUUAAAGACACAGUUGCAAGAACGAUCUGAUGGGACCGAUGAAGUUAUGCUUGUUGAUAGUAGAGAGGCUUCAGCAACGGGAGACAAAGGAAAGAAAGGUCAAAAAGUCAGUAAAGGUAAACAUAGUAGUAAAUUUUGGUUGAAAUCUUAAAUACGUUUUAUGUGGUAUAUAAUAUAAAUAUUGUUUUCUUUACAUAUUUGUGUAAGAGGGAUUAAAGUAAGGCCUAAUUUAUAAUUUAGUUAAUAUUAGUCAAUAUCAUUCAUAAGUUUAGUAUAUUAGGGAAAAAGUAGAUAUAUAUGUUCGUUAAAGAAUUUUGUGCAAAUAAAAUAAGGCUAUAGAGAAAUUAAUAUAUUCUUUCAUAAUUCCUGUAACACCACUCCACUGUUUUGAGUUUUUCUUAAUACAUUAUCACUAUGAAGGCCAUUAUAUUUAACUAGUUUAUGUUCAUUUUUAUUAUACAGGGUGUUUCAAAAAACAUGUGCCAUCUCU
This is a messenger RNA of Sitophilus oryzae (rice weevil), 1261 nucleotides long. It is a transcript of the gene CSN7, whose product is annotated as COP9 signalosome complex subunit 7b. Gene Ontology annotation, cellular component: COP9 signalosome. Lineage: Eukaryota; Metazoa; Arthropoda; Insecta; Coleoptera; Curculionidae. Gene Ontology annotation, biological process: COP9 signalosome assembly. The record is from RefSeq and is a predicted model, not a curated record. The coding region runs from base 116 to 922 and encodes 268 amino acids. The transcript is spliced from 5 exons.